AUGGAGGGCGACCGGAGCAGAGGAGGGAGAGGCUGGAGGAGGCGGCCGGCGUGCGGGGGAGAGGCGGCGGAGGAGGCGCCGGGCGGCGAGGCGACCUCGGGCGCGACGGCGGCAGUGCGGUGCGGUGCCGGCGGCGAGGUCCGGCAGUGGGUCCGGCCGCGUUGGGGCGGCGGGUGGCGCCGGCCGGCGGGGAGCCGCGGCGGCGCGGGCAGGAGGCGAAGGCGCGGCUUCUGUUCGAGCGGGCCGCCAGCUCCUCCGCGACUUGCCUCCCGUGCGCGAGCCCCCGCCCGUGUUGGUGCAGGCCACCACCCCGAGCUCCCCACUCCCCGUUCGCGCUUGCCACGGUCGGCUCCGGCCUCCCGCCGGCUCCUGCGCCGCGCCCCCGCGCGGCCCUGGGCUCGUACCGGCGUCCUCCGCCGGGUGCCAGUGUGCUUGGCCUCGCCCGGCCGCCCCGCACCCCGGCGGCGCACCCGGGUCCGCCCCGCCUCGGCCGGCUACAGCUACGCCCGCGCCGGCUCCCCCUCGCCUCCGCCUGGCCGGAGCGCCUCCGCCAGCCACCGCCUCCAGCCACCUGCGCGCCCGCGCCAUGAGCUCAGCCUCCCGUCGCAGGCGCCGCUUGGCCCCCCGUCCAGCUUCGCGCCCGCCGGCCUCCCGCCCUCCGCGCAACCCGGCCCGGCCGGCUCCGUGCCUCCCGGGUUCGACUCCCCCCGCGCCGACUCGCUGCCUUGCCCACCCGUCGGCUCCCGCGGGCCGGCGUCGCCUUGCCUCGGCCGCCUGGCCCCGCUAGUCGGCGUCCGCCUCGUCGCUCCUCCGUGCUGA
This is a messenger RNA of Aegilops tauschii subsp. strangulata, 819 nucleotides long. Lineage: Eukaryota; Viridiplantae; Streptophyta; Magnoliopsida; Poales; Poaceae. The record is from RefSeq and is a predicted model, not a curated record.